This is a messenger RNA of Aspergillus lentulus, 987 nucleotides long. RefSeq lists its product as uncharacterized. The record is from RefSeq and is a predicted model, not a curated record. Lineage: Eukaryota; Fungi; Ascomycota; Eurotiomycetes; Eurotiales; Aspergillaceae. Gene Ontology annotation, molecular function: protein binding.
AUGGGUGGCUGGGCGAUUUUUUGCGCUAUCUGCGCAGGUCCAUUCUCCAGCCAGGUCGACAUGGACUGCGAAGGGACCGACGAAAGGGCCUAUCGUUUCGAGAUCCUCAAAGACUGCAACCUGGAGUGGCUCGAUGAAUUACGUGCCCUGGGAAUGAAUCCCAGCGCUACCGGAAGUGACAAGUCGUUUCUGACGGGAUCUGGUCGGUACUUUGACUAUGGUGGAAUUGAAGUCGUUGCUGGGAAUCAUAUGAACAUCCCGUACCCGAAGAGUGAUAUUGUGCCCAUGGUCGCAUAUCACGACUUUGCGGAAAUCGGCGAAUCACAUGUGUUUCCCUUUCACUCUGUUUGCUACGAGGUUCUGAGGAGGUGCAUCUCCCUGAGGAAGCCAGGUGAAAUUCGGGGACAUGCGCUGUAUCACGUUUUCGAACAGGCCAACGGUGGCCGGUACGUCCGGCUGCAACUUGACUAUGGCGACCCGGAUCCUCCCGCAGAGCAGGUGUGGGAGGUUAUCCGAGGGCAGGAGAUUCUAGUAGUAAAUCCAGUCAACAUACCGGAGCUCGAAUCGGAGAUCAGCGAAAUCAAGUGCUUGUUAGACACGAAAACCUACCUGGAUAAUGAGACGAGGCUCCAUGAAGAAGAUAUUUUCGGUCGUCUUCCGACCGAACUGCGACACGAAAUCUUCAAGCACCUUCGCCCAGAAUCAAUUUUGGCUCUUAAGGCGGCCUCGCGGGUCAUGCACACUACCUUGAUUCCGCUCUCCACGUGGGAGGCCAAGUUAGUCGAUACAUAUCCAUGGCUGUGGGAAGUGCUCGAACUCUCGGUUUUCCAAUCGCAGGAGAUCGAAGGGAAAGCUUCUAUGCUGCUUCUCGCUUGCAGGGAGCACGGUGAGUCCACGGGCAAAAGCUAUGGCUAUACCCUAGGCCUUGCCAACAGGAGAAGGAUUUGGGGAGUAUGCGAACAGAUUCGGAGUCGAUAUUUGGAAUAG